Molecule: messenger RNA, 4796 nt
Organism: Rotaria sp. Silwood2
Lineage: Eukaryota; Metazoa; Rotifera; Eurotatoria; Philodinida; Philodinidae
Source: the annotation of a GenBank genome assembly
UACUAUUUAGCAUCAAUAAACCCCAUUUUUCACGGGCUUUCAUUUUGUAUAAAAUUCAUCAUACCUCCUAUUCGGGAUUAUAUCGUUACCCCCCUUGAAUAAUAUUCUUUCCGACCCUGUAUAGAAAAAGUAGAUUCAAUUCUCUGGAAAGUAUUUUUUUACAGUUUAUAUUUUAGAUGAGAGAAGUAGAGGUACUUUAAUCUUAGAAUCACUUCAAAUUGAUUGAUUCAUUUAAAUAAUCAUUUUAACUUAUAAUUAUUUCUUAUAUGAAAAUAUUGCAGAUAAAUAAAAGUGCUUCAAUCAAACUGGUACAUUUCGUCAUAUAACAAAGGUAAAGGAAUUUCACUAUUAGAUUUCAACAACCUUAGUCUAUUGCAUUGGAAAGAUUCACUAUUUAUUAGGAUCAACAUGAAAGAGUUUUCACGAAAAAUCACACGAAAUUUAAUAAAGUUGCCUUACUUUGAAAUGAAAAUAAAAAACUGAUUGAAGCUUUUUAACUUUUGAAAUAGAUGAACUAUACCAACAAGUUCAGUGAGAAUUUCCUCUGGCCUUUUGUUUAAUUUUCGUAUACUAUUAAUGAACUUUUAGAAAAAGAAAUGUAUUUUAGUUAUUCAAAAUGAUAUACAUUAGUUGUUGGACAGUAUUGCUGCUUCUGUCAAUCAUUGGAUAAACAGCAGGUAACGAUUUAAUUAACUUUUCAAUCCACUUGUUAGAAGAUAUAGGUUUCUAAUAUUUUGUAUGAAUAUCUUUUAUAAGAAAUGCAUGUUCACGACAAAACCGUCCUAUUUGUCUCAAUAAGAAGAAAACUGCGAUGAGCGAGUGCCCAUUAUCAUUGUUGGUCAUAGAGCUUGGAAAAAACAAUUGUAGCCAUAUUUACUUUUCCAAGAUGAAUAUCAUGCUGUAAUCAAUCACUGGACACGAGUAUUGUCGCCCUCCUGCCAAAAUACAACCAUUUUUUUGAGCUGUUCGAUCAGAAAGUCACUGAAGUCGGAAUCAUUGUUCUGGAUAAGUAAAUCUUCCCUCUACCUUGUAUACCACAACACGCCAAUGUCAUCACAUGAUACUAUUUCGCGGACGAAACUAACAGCGAAAUGGUAGUCGUCAUGAGCCUUGAAGUCUGUUGAAGGAUUUCACAGUACGACAAAAAAAACAUAUAGCGAAAUGUACAUGAUGCUAAUAACUAGAACAUAAGAAAAAAUAAUGAAGGAGGGUAAGACUAAAUUCUUUAUAGCCAGUUUUUGUCAAAGUAUGUAUGCAUUCGAGACAUAAAUUGAAACGUUCCUUAUACUCAUAAAGGAUCUGGUCGAAAAAUCACAUGAAUUUCUUCUCGGUCUGGAAAUAGUAUAAAAUAUUCAAACAAUAUUUUUCAAUGAAAUCCAUUACGUUGAAACAUACAUUCUGCAGAUUUGUUUUGGUUUUUUUAGGGAAUGUUUAGGCCUUAGAUUUCGUGACUAUGAAGAAAUAUAAGUCUGAAAUUCUCAGAAUCGAUAGAGUUUUAUGAGUUCUGUCUAUACUAAAAUUUUCAGACUUACAUCCUCAUAGUUACAAGAUAUAAGGUCUAGAACCCCUCUAAAAAACUAAAAAUAGUGCAGAACUUAUGUUCAAAGGUAAUAAUUGCAUCUGAGAUGGAUUUAUUCUUGUCUGCUUUAACCAUAACUCAACAAGAUGACCUUCACUUACGAUGAAUUUAUCUAGAUAUUAUGGGGCAUAUAUAACAUUACCAUUUCGACAAUCAUUAAGUGUUUUCUACCUAUUUAAGAGCUUUAUUAAUAAGCUAUUAGAGAGUAGUGUCUUUCUACAACACAAUAUUCACUUAAUUUACCUCUUUUUACGAUUACUAUCUUUGAGAAAGCUUGAGUUAUAAUUAAACUAGACGAGAAUAAAUUCAUCUCAAAUGUAAAAGAGACGAGAGUUUGAGAAACGAACAUCAGAAUAGUUGUAUACUGGUGGGUUACUGUUACUUUAUAUGGUUUCCAGACCGAAGAAAAAUCCAUAAUUUUUUUAUUCAAUGCUAUUCGAUGUAAGAAGAGUAAAAGUCAAAUAUCAUUAUUUUGUAUUUUCGAUUUCAAACUUACAGAAUUAUUUUAUUGUUGAAAAGAACAUUGCCAUACUAAGUAAAGUAAAACUUUAGGCAGACGGUAUUUUUCCAGAAUGAAACUAUAUAACAAAGAGAAAGUCAAAUACUGGUAAAAAUACCUUUGGUAUGUUUAUUUUCUAUUUAUACCAAUUGAUAUUUAUAUCGGUUAGCAAGAUGCAAAUAAUGUAAAAUUAAAGCUGAAAUUUUUUCUUGCUUUAUACAUGAAUCGAUAGAUGUUCACGUGCUGAUUAUGAAUAUGAAGUUUGACCAAGACAAAAAAUGCAUUUUUCUAAUAUAGUCUAUAAGUGAUGUUUUUUGGAUAAAAUGAUUUAGGCACCAUUCAAUUCUUAGGAAGUCAAUGACUUUUCUUAACCUACACGCUUUCUAGUUGGGUUGAAAGUGAGUUCGUGAGAUUUACCAUAAAAAACUGCAUCUAAGAAAUCUAUUUCUGAUGAUAUUCAAGUAUGAUAUAUUGAUGAUACUCGAGAUAUAAGGAGAAUCAUUCAAUGUGGUAAAAUAUCGUUUUUCGAAGAUAUCAGUGCAUCAUUUUCUAAAGCUAUUCAGCUUUUUCUAUCAAGAGAUAGGGUCCGCAAUCACACAUCAUUAGAACCGCUAGAAGUUGUGGUUCAAAAGAAGAGCUUUGUUUUUUGAAAAAGUUUUUUGUUAGAAAGAAACAUAGUGAUUUAUUCUGUAGAAUCUUAACACCAUAUAUGUCAAAAUGUGAUAACAUAGAUUAUUUUACGAUUAUCUUUGCUCAAGCAAGUCAUAAAAUCUUAACUCAUUCUCCAAAAGAUGCGGCUUGAGAAAUUCCAAAAAAACUAUAUGGAAAAAAAUUUUCUAACAAACUGCGACGGCAUGGUUUAAUUAUGAUUAUGAACCUUUUUGAAAAUAUUAGAUCAAAUUAUCUGAAACACUCUUCUUGUUUCUUCUUUUAUCGUCGCAUUUCUUUUUUCUUCUCGAAUUUUUUCUCUUUAUUUUCAUAAACGUUUUGUAGGAAUUUUUAAGUAACAUUUUUUGACAAAAAGAAUAUAGCUUUUAUGGUUUGUUUAAUCCAAGAGAUAUGGAAAACAAAGAAAUAUUUCACAUAUUUUUUACUUCGUUCAGUAUAGCGAGAAAUAGAAUUUAAGAGUUUCUUUUGGCAACAAACUCAUAUAGUAAGUAAAAAUUAGUUCUAUCAUGUUCAAAACAGUGCAUCACUAAUAAUCUACGAAUUGUAGUUUUAAUUCAAAAAUAUUUUAAAUAAACGUUUUUUUAUUGAAAUUAUUUUUAUAUGUAUAUCAAGAGUAAACAUAAGUUUGUUUUAUUAAAUAAAAUAAUAUUUUUUUACAGAUGUUACGACAACGGUAACACCUAUGACUACCAGUGUUCGACAUGAGGUCGCUACUAUCAACGUAAUUUUGACCCGACUCGGGUCAAAUCACGUUGAAUAUAGCGACCUCAUGUCGAACACUGAUGACUACUGAUAUUUUCAAAUAUUUUCUUUCUUACUUUUUGUAUUACUAAUAGCUUAUGAAUUUUUUUAGUAAUAACUGCAAUGAAUAGUACUCAAACGGUUCCUUUAACAACAUUUGCUUUUGACACAAGUUCUACAACUAUAUCUCCUUCAAAACAUAUGUAUAAUAAUUUAAAAAAAAAGAUAUAAAUUCUACUUUUUUCAUGUUUCGAUUAUUGAUCAAAAUUUUUCAAUAGAAUAGCAGAAAUAAAUUAAAAAAGAAGAAUAUAAAAUGAAUUCAUUUUUACUUUGAUAUAAAGAUGAAAUUGAUAUCUAUAUUUUUAUAGUUCUUUCAUACAAUUUACCAAAAUUCACUGCCUAUACUUCUUGGAGUUUCAAUUGAAUAACCAUUGCAAGCUUCGCUGGUAAUACAUAUCCUUAUAGUCUAUUUGUUGACAUUCAUAAUACUCUUUACGUAUGUGAGAGUUGCUUACAUCGUGUUUAAGUAUGGCACGAAGGUAGUAGUAUACCUACAAGAACUAUUUCUGGUAAUUUAAACGCUCCAUAUGCUAUCUUCGUUAUAAUUAAUGGUGAUAUUUAUAUUGAUAAUGGUUAUGCAAAUAAUCGAGUAGAUAAAUAGGCAUUAAAUACAACAAAUAGUGUUUCAGUUAUGUAUGUUCCGAACAUUUGCUGGGGUCUUUUUGUAGAUAUUAAGUCUUAUAUUUAUCGUUCAUUGUAUAAUGCGCAUCAAGUUGUUACAAAAUAAUUGAUUACUAAUUCAAGUACAUGGACAGUGGCUGCAGGAAAUGGCACUGGUGGAUCAUCGAAUACACUUUAUUAUCCUCGUAGAAUAUAUGUUGAUAUUAAUUUGGAUUUAUAUGUUGCAAAUUGUGGUAUAAUCGGAUUCAAGUAUUUCCAUCAUAUCAAAUAAAUGGAACAACAGUAGCAGGAACCGGAGCAAUAGGAACUAUUAAUCUCGACUGUCCCAAUGGACUUGUUCUUGAUGCUGAUGGUUAUAUGUUCAUUGCUGAUUGUGGCAAUCAUCGUAUUGUUGCGUCAGAACCAAACGGAUUUCGUUGUUUAGUAGGUUAUUCUGCUAGUUCUGGUUUAGCAUCUAAUCAAUUAUAUAAUCCAACAGCUAUAAAUUUUGAUACUGAUGGAAAUAUUUUAACACGUGAAAAGCUCUCGGAACAGCAUGAUGGUAAUUGUACUUCUGUGAGUUUUAGAAAAUAUCCACUUUAUAUUGAUUCAUCAUAUUUUAUUAAAACUAGAUUUUCAGAUAACUAA